AUGGAGAGUCAGAGAGUCCAGUCCUCGUACAGGAAGCGUUAUGGGCCUCAGGGCUCGAGCUCCACAGCCCCAAGAAUCGGGAGCCUUUCCUCCAACCGCUUCUCCUGGCAUGGCUCCCCUCGCAUCCUCACCCACUCCAGCCCCAUAUCCAGGAUCUCCCUGGGCUCCACCAACCCGGCCCUUUUCCUGGGGAGCCCCGCCGACCGGCUGGACUUCCCCGCCGAGUCCCUGAUGAAGGCCCAAUUCAAGGAGACUCGCACCAACGAGAAGCUGGAGAUGAUGGGCCUGAACGACCGGUUUGCCAGCUUCAUCGACAAGGUGCGCCUGCUGGAGCAGCAGAACAAGGUUCUGGGGGUGGAGCUGAACCAGGUGAAGGGGAGGGAGCCCAGCCACCUGGGAGACAUCUACCAGGAGGAGCUGAGAGAGCUGCGACGGCAGGUGGACGGUCUCACUAACGGCAAAGCUCGGCUGGAGAUAGAGAGGGACAACCUGGCCGCAGACGUGGGAACACUGAAGCAGAGGCUGCAGGACGAGAUCGGCCUCCGACAGGAUGCAGAGAACAACUUGAACGCCUUCAGACAGGAUGUGGACGAGGCUUCUUUAAAUCGAGUCCAGUUAGAGAGGAAGAUCGAUGCCCUGCAGGAUGAGAUCAACUUCCUGAAGAAGAUCCAUGACGAGGAGAUUCGUGAUAUACAGGAGCAGAUCAUGUGCCAGCAGGUGCACGUUGACCUGGAUGUGUCCAAACCCGACCUGACUGCUGCCCUCAGAGACAUCAGGGUCCAGUAUGAAACCAUGGCCUCCUCAAACAUGCAGGAGACGGAGGAGUGGUACCGAUCCAAGUUUGCCGACCUGACAGAUGCAGCCAAUAGAAACGCAGAAGCCCUGCGCCAAGCCAAGCAAGAGGCCAACGAAUACCGGCGCCAGGUCCAAGUGGUGACCUGUGACAUGGAGGCUCUCCGUGGAGCAAACGAUUCUCUGGAACGCCAGCACCGGGAGAUGGAGGACCGCUUCGCCAUGGAGACCGCCGGUUAUCAGGAUACAGUGAACCGUCUGGAGGAGGAGAUCCAUGCCCUGAAGGAUGACAUGGCGAGGCACCUGCAGGAGUACCAGGACCUCCUCAACGUCAAGCUGGCCCUGGACAUCGAGAUCGCCACCUACAGGAAGCUGCUGGAGGGAGAGGAGACCAGGAUCGCUUUUCCAGUUCAGAGCUUUUCCAACGUGCAGUUUCGAGAAACUAAUCUGGACACCAAAACCCAUGAGGCCCCUGUGAAGAGGAGCAUCCUGGUUCGAACUGUGGAGACCAGAGACGGGGAGAUCAUCAAGGAUUCGACCUCUGAACACAAAGAUCUGCCUUAA
Messenger RNA from Pleuronectes platessa (European plaice), 1356 nucleotides. It is a transcript of the gene gfap, whose product is annotated as glial fibrillary acidic protein. Lineage: Eukaryota; Metazoa; Chordata; Actinopteri; Pleuronectiformes; Pleuronectidae. Gene Ontology annotation, biological process: regulation of chaperone-mediated autophagy; intermediate filament organization. Gene Ontology annotation, molecular function: structural constituent of cytoskeleton. The record is from RefSeq and is a predicted model, not a curated record. Gene Ontology annotation, cellular component: cytoplasm; intermediate filament; cell projection. The coding region runs from base 1 to 1356 and encodes 451 amino acids. The transcript is spliced from 9 exons.